Messenger RNA from Saccostrea cuccullata (small rock oyster), 1215 nucleotides. Its product is annotated as C-type mannose receptor 2-like. The transcript is spliced from 6 exons. The record is from RefSeq and is a predicted model, not a curated record. NCBI's taxonomy places the organism in Eukaryota, Metazoa, Mollusca, Bivalvia, Ostreida, Ostreidae. The coding region runs from base 81 to 1112 and encodes 343 amino acids.
AUCUUCAAUAAACAUAUGUUAUUUUAAUGAAUCCACCUGGUAAUAACUGACCUGUGUUUUGUAUUUUGGAUUUGGACACUAUGAGUUCUAUUUACUUCACGCUGUUCUGUCUAUUUUAUUAUGUUGAACCAGGUUCGCUCGGUUCUAUGGGAACUCCAACGGGCUGUCCUGCUUCUCUGCCCCCGAUUAACCUGACUACCUACGGUAGCUCCUGUCUCCAGUUUAAUUAUAACCACACGUUCUGGGAGGAAGCCAGGAAUUCCUGUCUCAGUGAUGGCGGCGAUCUUCUCCAGAUCAGGACGAGGGGUCUACAACAGUUUCUAGAGCGCUACCUGGUGUCACACACAGGGGAGAAAACUGGAUUCUGGUUUGGUGCUUCUGACAAGGACAAUGAGUCCCAGUGGGAAUGGAUCUCUGGUGAUAAAACAAUGAGGUAUUCCAACUGGCAGGACGGACAGGGGACCAGGGCAGGGCCACACAUCCCGGACUCUGACCUGGACGACUGCGCACUGAUGCGUGUCGACUACGGGUUCAAAUGGUACGACGUACCGUGCAGGAACAAAUUCCUCAAAUACUCCUACAUUUGUCAGUAUGUUCAAAGUUUGCCCGCUGACAACUGCCCGCCAAACCUGAGUAAAAGCGACUUGUAUACAUACGGGGGUUUUUGUCUGAAGGUGCAUUAUGGGAACUACAACUGGGAUGAAGCAAGACACAAGUGUCGUCAACAGGGCGGAGACUUAGUUCAGAUCCGGGAUUCUGGGAUGCAGCAUUUUCUCCAAAGGGUUUUGUCGGGUCAAAGGUCAGAGGAGGACGGAUUCUGGAUUGGGGCCAGCGACAGGGAGUCAGAAUCAAAUUGGAUAUGGGCCUCAGGUGAUCCUAGAAUGAGUUACAGUAAUUGGGAGCCCGGACAGGGACCAUCUCAAAGUGGAUUUCUCUUUGCCAGUGGAACCCUUGAAGACUGUGCUCUAAUGAGAAUAUACGAUGGAUUUCGAUGGUUUGAUUAUGCUUGUAGCAACAGUUUCUACCAGUAUUCAUUCAUCUGUCAAUACGGUAUUGUUCACAAAACAACAACUUCAACAACCUAUGAAACGGUUGGAGACAUUAUCGGCUGAAUUAUGUGACUGAACAGUGCAAUUUACUGCAAUGUUACAUGAUCUACGAAACGUAAACUCCAUAGUUUUUAUUUUUUUAAUCAAAUUAAACAUAUCAUUUUGU